Messenger RNA from Pediculus humanus corporis (human body louse), 348 nucleotides. Its product is annotated as nice-3, putative. The record is from RefSeq and is a predicted model, not a curated record. Bases 1 to 348 code for a protein of 115 amino acids. The transcript has 3 exons. NCBI's taxonomy places the organism in Eukaryota, Metazoa, Arthropoda, Insecta, Psocodea, Pediculidae.
AUGACAUUAGUCGGACCAAUGAAUGGUUCUAUACAAAAAUUAAUUCAUCAAUUUUGCGAUCUUUAUGAGCAUGCUAGACAUGAUCCCAGUGAAUUCGGAGAAGAAGAAUAUCAAAUUUUUUCAAGGCUGCUAUUAAAACUUUUAGAUGUAGCAAAAUUAAUUAAAUCAUACCCGAGUAGUAAAAGAAGUAGCCCGAGUAAAACUCCGAUUAAAAAAACAGGCACUUGCGAUUCGAAAAGAAUUGAAAAUAUUGCAAAAGGAACAGACAGAGAAGGAAGGCCUCAAACCUUAAUUCUACCAGUAAAUACUUCCAUUUUAAAAUCACUUGAAUCCACUGUGAUACCUUAA